GGAAAACGCUCCUUCCUGUGGUUUUAUAUUCAAAGAUAUUUUCUAAAUAUUAAUAUGAAAAAGACGUAAUAGCAAUCGAUUAUCGAUACCUGUGAAUAUCGAUAGACCCGUCUCUAGGUUAAAAACAAAACUUGGUAGCCAUUUUUUGUUACCGACAGGGGCCACCGUCGAUAAUUUCUCUACCGACUGGGCAUGUAAAAGGUAAAUAUUGGAUUAUUUAAUUUACCGAUCCAAAUUCAAAAUUUAAAUGUUUUCCCCGGUUUCGGAAAAAUAACGUUUUGUCUCCUAACAACUAAUUUCCCGAUGGACUUUACUUUACCUUUUCAGAUAAACGAGUCGGAAUGGAAUUUUCUAUAGAAGAACCAAAUAGUGAUAUUUUUAAAACCGAGUAUUUGGAAACUAUCCCUGUGCACUAUGUUAUGGGAACUGAUGAGGCUGAAGAAGUCGAAUAUGUUUAUAAUGAUGAUAUUGGUAUACCAGAUGGUUAUCAAGAAAUCACCAAUAUAAUUCUUGAAGAUGGAACUACAGCAAUGAUUAUCAAUGGAGCUCUGAUCACUGAUGAUGGACAAAGUUUAAUAAUACAAGACGAAGUUGAUUUCAAUGAGUGUUCUGCUUCUUUUGAGCUUCAAAAUGAAUUACAAAAUCAAUUCUUCCAAAUCAUGGUACCUGAAGACAUCCAGGACACCACCCAAAAUGUCAUAACUUAUGUAAAAGAAGAAACGGCCAUUGAGUCUGAACCAAACAACCAAAUCUUUUAUAUUCAACAAGAAAACAAUAUUCUAGAACCAAUGCCAGAGCAAUACGAAAUAGCUGAGAAUCCCAAUGAAUUUACACAAUUCAUUCAAUUAGCUGAUGAUGAGGUUAUUGUCGAUGAAAAUGGGCAAGUGGUCGAUUUGCAGGAAUUGAUGAAAAAAUAUCAGGUUAAUGGGGAUUUCGAAUGUACUGUAGAAGCGGAUGGGAGUUUCAGUUUUUCAACUACAACUGAUACAAAGAAGCGUAAAAUUUCUGAGAUUAAAGGAAAAAAUAUUGCAACUGGAGAAGUCAUAAGUAUUUCCGAGCAUUUGAAGAAAUUUAAAAAAGGACGCAACUUUGCUUCUAAUAAUAACCGCAAAACAAUGAGAUGUGAUGCCACAAGAAACAAAACUUCUAUCAAGGAUCUAAAAAAACUAAUAAACAAAAAAAUCCCCAUUGGGCAAACUGACAAAGGAAAAAACUUAGUUGCAAAAAUUACUAAUAUAAUUAAAAAACAUCCCGCUAAAUCACCAAUAAAUACGCAAUCAAUAAUCUCUGCUAAAAAGAAAAGCCAGUCACUUGAGCCAGCAGCAGUUGAAACUGAGCCAGUGAUAACAGAGACUGACUUAACAGUAGCAGAAACUGAGCCUGCAUUAUUUCAAACUGAGCCAGUGACAUCUGAAUCAGCAGUGGAAAUUGACUUACCAGCAGUCAAGACAACAUCCAUCAGAACUGAGCCAGUGACACCAUCUGAGCUAACAGAGACUGAAACGACUUUUGUGGACAAAUCUGAACACCAACCAAAUUUGAAAGUCAUCGUUCAGAAAAAGAAAAUAAAAAGAGAAGCUUUUGAGGUAAUUUCAAAAGUAUUAGGUGGCUUAAUGGAUAUGGACAGCGGAGUGAAAAUGUUGAAAAAUAAAACCCUAAUUGUAACGAUGGUGGAAAAAGUUUUUAAUCAAGAAACCAAAAAAUAUUCUAAAAAUGUGUCUUAUUGUGCUGGGCAUAUGAUUAAAGAGGAAAAGUUGGACAGUUCUCUUGGACAAAAUCAAGUUGGAAGUGAUAAUAAAAAAAAUCUGUCUGGAACAGAUGAAAGUUUCGCGAAUCUCACCAUAGAGAUAACACAAAACGCAGCAGGCAAAAAAAACACAAGAGUCACCAUAAAUCCACCAUCAAUGUUUCAAUGUAAAACCUGUGGGUUAUCUUAUAGAACCAGCGCUUUGUUGAAAAUACAUUCUAUGCAGCAACAUAGUGAUCCUCCACCUAAUUUUGGAUCCGGUUUGGAAUGCAAAACAUGCUUAAUAAAAUUCACAAGCCUUGCCGAAGCUGAGAAACAUACCAGAUUAACUCAUUCACAAGAUAAGUCAUUAGGAGUAUAUGAGUGCGUAGAUUGCAAACAGCGCUUUAAAAAUCCACCCCAAAUCCGGAAACAUAUGGAAUCACAUUUUAUGCCGAGCUUUUGUAGUAUUUGUCAGAUAAGAUUCAAAGAUAUGGCAACUUUGAAAAGACAUACAAUGUAUAAGCAUACAAAAACACCUGAAAUCGAAAGCAAGGAAAAUAGCAACCGUAAUAAUAAAUUCACCUGUAACAUUUGCGGUAAAUUCUUUUCCAGGAACUCAAAUUUGCUAAGACAUAUUGAGAUUCAUAAAGGAGUUGGGGCGAACUAUCAAUGCGCCAUCUGCUAUUGUUCUUAUCACUUUGUCUCCUCCCUAACACGCCACAUAAUUUCUACUCAUGUAGAGAAAAAACCUACACUAGAAGCCCCACUAACAAACCUAGAACUUCCGAAUGAUAUUAUUGAGGAGCAAAUUGAAGGAUUCGAUUUUUUACAAAACGAUCAAAUGGUGCAAAUGAUACCUUUGGAAAAUAUUAGUGAGGACGCUUUGGAGCAGGUUUUACAAGAUGUUCCUACUGGACCAGAACUUGUAGAAGAGAUGGGACCAAUAUAAUUAAAUAACUUGUUACUAAUAAUCUAGUCAAGGGGCUGGUUCACAGAGUGGACCUAACUGGCCUUAAAUAAGAAUUUGCCUUCUGUUUUUGGUAUAAUGCUAUACAAAUUAAUUAUAUUGUAUUUUCUAUAUUGUACUUAUAUAAAAAUCUUAUAAUACAGUAGAAUUUUUAUAUAUAGUUUCAGCUAUAAAUUGUUUUUUUUUUUAAUAUGAUUUAUGUUCCUGUGUAUUUUAUUUAACAACAUUGUUAAGUUUAAUGUAAACUCAAUAAUAAAAUAAAUCUUAUUUUUUCAAAUGUGUGUAGGUAAUGGUAUAUUUACUGAAUUACCUUUAGAGAUUAGGCUUUAAUAAACACAUACAUGCAGGUAAACAAAACUAUUGUCGUAUCUAGGAUAAUAGGGCAUCUCCCUUCGGUUAAUUAAACUCAAUCGGCUUCCAAAAAAGGUUCAUGGGCUUCAGGAAAAUCAUUGAUCACGUUACAUUUAAAUAACAUUCCAUUGCAAGUUGAACGAAUUAUUGAAUUAUUAAUUCGUGCGUACAAGGAACUGAAACCCAUGGAAGGUCAAUGUCAACGAUAGUUCACCGGUAGUUAUUGUAAUUAGC
Messenger RNA from Ceutorhynchus assimilis (cabbage seed weevil), 3281 nucleotides. The record is from the annotation of a GenBank genome assembly. NCBI's taxonomy places the organism in Eukaryota, Metazoa, Arthropoda, Insecta, Coleoptera, Curculionidae.